UGACACUUGGACUUGUCUUAAACCCUAAUCCUUUUCUUUUUCUUUUCACUUACCAAAGAAUAUCAUGCACACCACCGGCUUAAUAUUCCCGCCAGAAAAUCAAAUCAGUCUCGCCGGAAAUAUCCACUGGUUACCAGACCAUCGACAUCUCCAAUUACCAACUACACUCCGGAUGCAUGAAAAAGGCGUAUUUAUAUAAUUUCGGAUCCCAAAUUAGAAACCUUCCCCAAUUUUCACUUCGAAGACUCGCUUCAUUCUCUUCAUGUUCAGCUGCAACCCCUGAAUCACCUAGUUUCUCUACCGAAGAAGAUGAAGUUAAACAAGGCGGCAGCGCCGUUUAUCGACACGUUCUCCGACACCAGCGGCCGGCCUCCAUAAGAUGCAAACCUGAGCUGUAUAAUUCUGUCAGCUUUAUCGGACGCGUUGAUCGGCCACUAGAGAUUUACAAGACAAAAGGUGACACCUUUGGGGCUUAUACUUUUAUUGAAGUGAGAAAUCCUAGUGAUCCAAAUCGCACGUUUAGGAUGCGUGUGGAGAUGUGGAAUGAUGUGGCAAAAACGGGUAUCCAACAUCUGAAGCAAAAUGAUGAUAUAUAUGUUUCAGGUUGUUUAGGGUCUUAUGAAAUGCCUGAUAAGAAUGGAAAUCUCGUAUCAAUUUACAAGGUUAAUGUGAAAGAAUUGUGUUAUGUCGCACAACAUGAUCAACACUCAACUGCCCAAAAAACUGAAUCAAAGGCCUGCCAAGUAUCAGAUGAAUUGCAAUUAAAGGCUAGCAAAAAAUCAGAAGAACAAUCGGGAGAUGGAAAUAAUAUGGAGAAUUACAAAAACCGCCUUGACUUGUGGCAACUGUUUUUCUGCAAGCCGUGUGAGUGGUGGGAUAAGAGGAAGAGUAAACAAAAUCCAGAGUUGCCAGAUUUUAAGCACAAGUACAAUGGUGAAAAUCUUUGGUUGAGACCAGAUGACCCACCAUGGGUCAAAAGACAUCUCCAAUUGCUUGACAUGGAAAUAGCUAAACAAAGGCAAGCAAAUGGUGUAGGCAAAUCUGGCAUGAUGAGGUACAGUAAUCGUCAUCACUUAUGGCAAGUCUUUUUCAGCAACCCACAUGAAUGGUGGGAUAACAGAAAAAAUAAGACAAACAGACGGUCACCAGAUUUUAAGCACAAGGACACAGGUGAAGCCCUUUGGAUAAUGCGGGAUGAUCCACCAUGGGUCAAAAGACAGCUUAAACUUCUUGAUUUCAUAAUGGCAGAACAAUGCGUAAGGGAAAAAGUUGGUUCUGGUUCUCGGCUAUCUGAAUGGAUAUUUGAUGCCUAGGAACUAAUCUGGAGUUAAAGUGUAGGAUAGGUACUUGCUUGCUCUUGCCUCCUGCUGGCUUGUAUAAGAUUUUUAAUGAAUAUUUGAGGUACAACGAAUAUCUGUAGAACUGAUGUAUAUAAGCACUGAAAAUUGAACUAGAAUGAGAUUUUUUUAUAA
Ricinus communis (castor bean) is the source of this 1472-nucleotide messenger RNA. RefSeq names its product protein OSB1, mitochondrial. NCBI's taxonomy places the organism in Eukaryota, Viridiplantae, Streptophyta, Magnoliopsida, Malpighiales, Euphorbiaceae. Gene Ontology annotation, cellular component: mitochondrial nucleoid. Gene Ontology annotation, biological process: positive regulation of helicase activity; mitochondrial DNA replication. Gene Ontology annotation, molecular function: single-stranded DNA binding. The record is from RefSeq and is a predicted model, not a curated record. The transcript has 4 exons. Bases 177 to 1313 code for a protein of 378 amino acids.